This is a messenger RNA of Pogonomyrmex barbatus (red harvester ant), 1687 nucleotides long. RefSeq names its product Ig-like V-type domain-containing protein FAM187A. Lineage: Eukaryota; Metazoa; Arthropoda; Insecta; Hymenoptera; Formicidae. The record is from RefSeq and is a predicted model, not a curated record.
UUUCAUACAUAUAUGUACAUAUAACUGUCGCAACGAAUACACAUAUAUAAACAAUAUUAUACUGUCAUUUUAUUCCAUGUUAUACUUCACGCCUUUACUUAUAUAACAUGGUAUAAAAUGACAGCAUAAUGUUGUUACACAAUGAUGAAAAUAUGUGUAAUGUUUAUCUUAAUUUAUUACUUGAGUAACGUAUCUUUAACUUUAUUGCGAUCAAACUUAAAUAAAAAUGAAGAAUUACAAAAAAAAUUUAAUAAAAUAUUUAAUGGCAAAUACGAUAACAAAAUGUUUCUAAAUAUCGAUGAAUAUGAAUAUCCAAGAGCUAACGAAAGCUUAAGACACCUACAUAGACAGCAAUGGCUAGAUUAUUAUGAAUGUCUGAAGAAAACAUAUGCGAAUAUGAGGCGUGACAGAAUCAUCUAUCCAAGCGCACUCAUUGCACUCGAAGGAACAUCCGUAAUUUUAGAAUGCAAAAUUUGUAUCUCGCCGAUAGAGAUGCACAUGACUUUAAUAGAAUGGCAUUUUAAUCGUACCAGUGAAAGCGGCAAUACUGAAAGUAUGUUGCAGGAUACAGAUCAUAUUGUCAAUUCACCAGAUAAUCGAUAUAUCGUCAUAUACAAUGUCAAAUUAGAACAAGCAGGAAUAUAUUGGUGCGAAAUAGAAAAUACUAUGGGAUCGGUUUAUUAUCUAUAUAUUGAUUGUGAUUCGGAGACGACAAAUGUAUAUUCAAACAGAACAUCUCAUGCAUUACAAACAGCACUGGAAAAUGUGCGGGAAUAUGAGUUAAAGAUUUAUACUACUUGGACAACAUGGAGUCCUUGCUCCGCAUGCGACAUAGUUGGAAUAAAAUUGCGAUAUGGUUAUUGCACAGUUUCUCUCGUAAAGACAGAGCAGAGAUAUCUUGUUGAUAAAAGUGUAUCAACAAUGAAUGAAAUACGACAUUUGGAGCAAGAUAUAAAGAAAGGUAAGAAAAAAGAAGUGCGACUAAUUCCUGUUAUCGAAAAUAGAAAAACUGAAAUUAUGAAACGUUAUUGCAAAAAAAAAUGUCAGAAAAACAUUAUAUUUGAGAUACGUGAUGAAAAAGGCAAUAUUCUAGAAAGCGCAAAUAAUAGUGCUGGUAUAUUUUCUAUGAUUCAAAACAUACCCAAACCAUUAGCAUCAAUUAUACAUAGCGUAAUUUAUGAAAAAUAUAAUAAAAAAGUCAAACUUGUUUGUCCAGGAACACUGAAUGCGGAUAUUCCCAUUAUUUGGAGAAUUAAUAAUAAAAAGAUAAUUCCAUCUCUCAUUAAACUCCAAUCAAAUGGAAGAAUUUAUAUUAAUCCUCAAAUGCAAAUAUUAUUUGAAUCUCUAAAAUUUGAAGAUACUAAUAUAUACAGUUGUUGGCAAAAUAAUGAAAUUGCUGGAAUAAUAAAAUUAAAUGUAGUUGGAGAAACAGAAUUCAAAUUGAAUCACCAUAUUAUCAUCAUUGGUGCCAUAAUCAUAAUUAGUGUAGUUUUAAUAAUGUUUUGGAGAGCAUUCAAAAAACAAAUUCCAUAUACAACAUAUCAAUAAGUUCAUAAAUGUUAUAUAAAUUAAACUGCUUAUUGUUAAUAAUUUAUAAGAUAAAUAUAGAUACAUGCAUGCAAGAAGAAUGGAAUGAACUUGCUUUAAAUUUGAUAUAUUAUAAGUGAGAAAAAAUAUAUUUUAAUAA